AUGAAGUCUUCCAUCGUCAUGGGCGCCGUCGCCGUCCACCAGGCCGCCGCCUUCAUCAGCAUGGGUGCCGGCGAUCUCGCCUUCGUCCCCGUCUCCCAGCGCCCGCAGAACCUGCUCUGGCAGGAGAUGGACGCCUGCCACAAGGUCGACACCCGUCCCGUCAAGGGCCCCAACUAUCCCUGCGUCACCCAGGCCUGGAUCCUCCAUACCUGCCGCAGCAACGGCACGUCGGCCGACCACCUGAACGCUCACCGCGACUGCAUGUGCGGCGAGGGCAGCUCCUUCUUCAGCGACGCCAAAGCCUGCUCGUCCUGCAAGACGGGAUACGGCCUCCAGGGCACCGCCGAGGACCCCUUCUGGCACUCCUUCUACGACAGGCUCCAAAACUCCUUCUGCAAGGCCUCGACCCUCAACGGCGACUUCUCCGUCUACUACAACCAGGCCGACCCCACGUACCAUAACAUCGCGCCCAAGGGCAGCCCCGAGAACCCUAUCGACAACAAGUUCGGUCCCCACGGCGUCGUCGAGGUUUCCGCCUACUACCCGAACGCCCCGGCCGUCCAGGGCCCCGGCAAGUUUACCCCCGUGGCGCCCAAGGAUGCUGCCAGCGCUCCCCCGACCUCGGGCUCCGCCCCUGUCGAUGGCGAGCCUUGCGUGCGUGCCAAGAUCAACGUCGAGGCCGGCGCUGCUCCUGCUCCUGUCUCGACCGCCGUCUCGGUCCCGACGCCCGCGAACUUCACCAACGGCACCACGCCCAACGUUCAGAUCAACAUCAACAUCAACCAGUACUACUUCUUCCUCGCCGGCAACUGCACGAACCACUUCGACGGCCCUGCCUUGGAGUCCUAUCGCUUCACCUGCGGACCGGAGCAGGUGGUGGAGAAGUCCGUGACCAAGGUCGAGACCAAGGAGCAGAAGAAGAUGGUGGAGUCGCUGCCCGACGCUGGCAGCUGUGGCUGCCUCCAGAACCUCCCUCCCCAGGUCGCCGAGAACAAGGUCGUGCCCGCCCCGGCCGCCCCCGAGCACGAGGGCAGCCCCAAGGGCCCCAAGCCUUCCGCUGCCGUCGUGCCCCCCCCUGCCGCCGACGACGACGAGGAGAUUGAGGUGGACGUGACCGUCGACACCCCCAAGGAGAAGGAGCAGGAGCCCAAGAAGGUUGCCGCUCACCCUGUCGCUCCCAAGGAGUCUGCCGCUCCCAAGGAGACUGCCGCGCCCCAGGGAUUCAAGCCCGUCGUCAAGGCCGGCGACAGCCAGGCCCCGACUGCCGGCCCUCGUCCCGGAGCGACGCGCGACAACUCUACCGUCCCUGUCAUCGUCAGCGGCGCCGGCCUCACGGGGGCUUCCGCCUUGUCCGCCGCCGUCGUGGCUGGUGUUGCCGCCCUGGUUGCCAUGUAA
This is a messenger RNA of Drechmeria coniospora, 1395 nucleotides long. RefSeq lists its product as uncharacterized. The transcript has a single exon. The record is from RefSeq and is a predicted model, not a curated record. NCBI's taxonomy places the organism in Eukaryota, Fungi, Ascomycota, Sordariomycetes, Hypocreales, Ophiocordycipitaceae. Bases 1 to 1395 code for a protein of 464 amino acids.